Molecule: messenger RNA, 780 nt
Organism: Geodia barretti
Lineage: Eukaryota; Metazoa; Porifera; Demospongiae; Tetractinellida; Geodiidae
Source: the annotation of a GenBank genome assembly
CUGCACAUCACCGGCUCCAUAGAUGCGGGGCCGCCGGACGGCUCAAACUUCAACGGCUCACUUCUCUCCUGUGAGGAACAUGACCUCCCCCAUGAUGUGCUUACUAGCGCUGAGCUUACGAAGCGAUUCCCCGGCUACCGAUUGCCAUCUGAGACAAUGGCGGUCUUUCAGGGCGAAGGGGGCUUCGUGCUGCCGGAGCGCUGCAUCUCUCUGUUCGUCGAGCAGGCAAAAGCCCUCGGCGCGACCGUACAUACAAACGAGCGCACUCUGGAGUGGCAUCCAACCACGAAUGGCGUAAGCGUGCGCACCGAGCGCGGUGAAUACGAAGCCGAGACACUAGUCAUAUCGGCGGGGGCGUGGGUGGCCAAGCUACUUCCCGGACUUGGCGCGGCAGCUAUCCCAGAGCGUCAGGUGCUGGCGUGGUUUGAGAUACUACGCCCGGAGCAUUUCACGCCUGAUGUUUUCCCAGUUUUCAACUUGGUGGUGGACGAAGGUCAGUUUUACGGCUUUCCAGAAUUUGGAAUACCCGGCUUCAAACUGGGAAAGUACCACCAUCUCGAGGAGAAUGUUGACCCAGACACGAUUGACCGUGAGCCAAACGCCAAAGAUGAAUCAGUGCUGCGCGAUUUCACGGAAGAAUAUUUCCCGGGCGCCGCCGGCGCUACGGCUUCAAUGAAGUGGUCGCUGCUGGCUUUUCGGGUCAUGGCUUCAAGUUCUCCAGUGUCGUUGGAGAAAUCCUAUCAGACCUCGCAAUUGACGGCGCGACAAGCCACGACAUAG